Molecule: messenger RNA, 1143 nt
Organism: Acyrthosiphon pisum (pea aphid)
Lineage: Eukaryota; Metazoa; Arthropoda; Insecta; Hemiptera; Aphididae
Product: putative lysine-specific demethylase 4B
Exons: 7
Coding region: 1-1143 (380 amino acids)
Biological process (GO): chromatin remodeling; regulation of gene expression
Cellular component (GO): chromatin; nucleus
Molecular function (GO): histone H3K36 demethylase activity; histone H3K9 demethylase activity
Source: RefSeq, a predicted model, not a curated record
AUGAACCCGGAAGAAAAAAUUAUGGUAUUUAGGCCCACCUGGGAAGAAUUUAAAAACUUCAGUAAGUACGUUGAACAUAUGGAAUCCUUGGGUGCUCAUAAAGCGGGCAUUGCAAAAGUUGUUCCACCGCCACAAUGGAUUCCAAGGAAAAAAUCAUAUUUAAGUGAAGAUAUCAUGAAUAUUAAUAUCCCAGCUCCACAGUACCAAAAUGUAAUUGGAAAACUGGGAGUUUAUCAACAACGCAACAUAAUCGAACAAAAUAAUUCCAUGACCGUGGAAGUCUAUAAAUCAAUGGCUGAGUCACCAAAGUACAAUACUCCUAGUUUUUCAGAUUAUAAUGACCUCGAAAGAAAAUAUUGGAAAUACAUUAUGUACAAUAGGAAUCCAUUGUAUGGUGCAGAUGUAUCAGGAUCCAUUACAGAUACAGAUGUAAAUGAAUGGAAUAUCAACAAGCUAGAUACAAUUUUGGACCUUGUAGAAAAGGAUUAUGGAAUGAAAAUUGAUGGGGUUAAUUCAUCAUACCUUUAUUUCGGGAUGUGGAAAACAUCAUUCCCGUGGCACACUGAAGACAUGGAUCUAUACAGUAUAAACUAUAUUCAUUACGGAAGUCCAAAGUCAUGGUACGCAAUACCACCAUCACAGGGACGGCGUUUUGAAAUGUUAGCUAGCAAUUAUUUUCAAGAUUCUAAAAUAUGUUCAGCAUUUCUAAGACAUAAAAUGUAUUUGAUGUCGCCUACAGUAUUAAAAACAAAUGGCAUUAAAUUUGAUAAAAUUACACAGGAGUCAGGAGAAUUUAUUAUAACUUUUCCUUAUGGAUACCAUUCCGGUUAUAAUAAUGGUUUCAACAUGGCAGAAUCUGCCAACUUUGCUCUGCCCCGCUGGGUGGAAUAUGGAAAAAGAACGAGACUGUGCAGUUGUCGAAGUGACAUUAUUAAGAUCGAUAUGACAACAUUCAUUAAGAAAUUUCAACCUGAAAAAUUUGAAUUGUGGAAAAGCGGUAGAGAUAUCGGGUGCCAUCCGGAGGAUCCCACAAGAAAGUUUGCAGCACCUUUAGACGCAAUACCACCAUUCCAGGGACAGCGUUUUGAAAGAUUAGCUAGUGAUUAUUUUCCUGAUGUUUUUCAAGAUGUUCAGCAUUUCUAA